Octodon degus (degu) is the source of this 945-nucleotide messenger RNA. Its product is annotated as olfactory receptor 8G1-like. Lineage: Eukaryota; Metazoa; Chordata; Mammalia; Rodentia; Octodontidae. The record is from RefSeq and is a predicted model, not a curated record. The transcript has a single exon. Gene Ontology annotation, biological process: sensory perception of smell; G protein-coupled receptor signaling pathway. Gene Ontology annotation, cellular component: membrane. The coding region runs from base 10 to 945 and encodes 311 amino acids. Gene Ontology annotation, molecular function: G protein-coupled receptor activity; olfactory receptor activity; odorant binding.
CACAGAGGCAUGGCAGAAGAAAACCAUUCCACAGUCACUGAGUUCAUCCUCGCUGGCUUAACUGAGAAACCAGAGCUCCAGCUGCCAUUCUUCCUCAUCUUUCUGGGAGUCUACAUCUUCACAGUGGUGGGGAACCUUGGCAUGAUUACCUUGAUUGGGCUCAGUUCUCAUCUGCACACCCCCAUGUACUAUCUCCUCAGCAGUUUGUCCUUCAUUGACCUCUGCCACUCCACUGUCAUCACACCCAAAAUGCUGGUCAACUUUGUGACAGAAAAGAAUGUCAUCUCCUAUCCUGAAUGCAUGACUCAACUCUACUUCUUCCUCGUUUUUGCUAUCUCAGAGUGUUACAUGUUGGCUGCCAUGGCAUAUGAUCGCUAUGUUGCCAUCUGUAGCCCCCUGCUUUACAAUGUCAUCAUGUCUCAUCAGGCAUGUUUUUCCCUGAUUUUAGGGGUGUAUAUAAUGGGUGUGGUUUGUGCAUUGGCUCAUACAGGCUGUAUUCUUAGGGCUCAGUUUUGCAAGUUGAAUGUGAUUAACCACUAUUUUUGUGAUCUUCCUCCCCUCCUAAGACUCUCUUGUUCUAGUACUUACAUCAAUGAACUGUUGAUUCUGUGCUUCGGUACGUUUAACAUCUUUGCCCCAAGCCUCACCAUCCUUACCUCCUACAUCUUCAUCAUAGCCAGUAUCCUCCGCAUCCGCUCUACUGCGGGCAGGUUCAAAGCCUUCAGCACCUGCAGCUCCCACAUCUCAGCAGUUGCUAUCUUCUUUGGUUCUGCUGCAUUCAUGUACCUGCAGCCCUCAUCAGACAGCUUCAUGGAUCAAGGGAAAGUGUCCUCUGUGUUUUACACCAUCAUUGUCCCAAUGUUGAACCCUCUGAUCUACAGCCUGAGGAAUAAGGAUGUCAAUAUUGCUCUGAAGAAAAUCUUAGAGAGAGAAAUAUUCACAUAA